Molecule: messenger RNA, 555 nt
Organism: Uncinocarpus reesii 1704
Lineage: Eukaryota; Fungi; Ascomycota; Eurotiomycetes; Onygenales; Onygenaceae
Exons: 1
Coding region: 1-555 (184 amino acids)
Source: RefSeq, a predicted model, not a curated record
AUGGCUGACAACAAACGCCCAACGCCUGACUUACUACCUUCUCCAUGGACCGACUUCACACCCCUCCGAAAUCCAUUCAGCUACAAUCAGUCGAAUUCCACCGACUCUGAACGAGGAAGCCCGUUGACAUCGGCCACUUCCAGUCCCACAUGUUCUCCGACUUCCAGCCCUAUUAGCGCAACCCGGAGCCAUCCCUUUAGCCCGUAUUUCCGCCGUGGCCGCAGUCGAGAGAGAAACUCAUUCACCUCACGCUCACCUAGCUCUUUCCGACUGUCCUCUCUAUUCCUUCGACGUCGUCCAUCUGCAGUUGAUCUAGCCUUGAGUGAAGAGCGAUCGAGGUGCUCUGAGGACGAAAUUGAGAGACGGGGCUUGGGGCUAAUGGAACCGCGCCCAGUAGACCCUAUGCCGGUGCUCGUGGAUAUUGAUGAGGAUGGCCAUAAAGCCUCAGGUCUGCUGAUGGAUGGAAAGACGUUGAACCCCACGAACUCUGCCACUUCCAACCAACCGCGAUAUGUGAUGGGCGGUAUUUUCGAGGUCAUGGAAGGGAGUGCAUAA